Molecule: messenger RNA, 1575 nt
Organism: Glycine soja
Lineage: Eukaryota; Viridiplantae; Streptophyta; Magnoliopsida; Fabales; Fabaceae
Product: protein ALTERED XYLOGLUCAN 4-like
Exons: 2
Coding region: 48-1451 (467 amino acids)
Cellular component (GO): Golgi apparatus
Molecular function (GO): O-acetyltransferase activity
Source: RefSeq, a predicted model, not a curated record
CAAAGGGGCAUUGGGAGCAAAGAAGGAAGAAGUGAGAGAGAAGUAAGAUGAGAAGAAAGAGAGUGAGUUUGAAGAUAAGAAGUAGUAAGAGACUUAGCAAGAAGCUUCUUCCACCUUAUGCUUCCUAUGCUCUGGUAGCCAUUGUGCUGUUUUUGUUAGGCGUUUUCUUUUACUCUGUCUCCUCUGCUUCAUCUCCGCCAAAUCACCCUUCUAAUUCUCUCCCCAUCACCAACCACUCUUCUCUUUCCACUUCCACGGAGCUUCCUCAUUCCAUCUCAUUCACCAACCACUCCUCCCUUUCCGCUUCUCCGCCUCCACCAGUUUAUGUCUAUGAGAAACCAUGUGACUACAGCGAUGGCAGAUGGGUCCGUACCAAAAGAGGUCCUCUAUAUGAUGGUUCCAAAUGUCUCCAGAUGAAAGCAAAGCAGAAUUGUAUUGCCAAUGGAAGGCCUGAUUUGGGGUACCUUUUCUGGAGGUGGAAACCAAGUGAAUGCCAUCUUCCAAGGUUUGACCCUAACACUUUUCUCCAACUCAUAAGCAACAAGCACAUAGCUUUUAUUGGAGACUCUCUGGCCAGGAACCACCUAGAGUCCCUCCUUUGCUUUUUAGCCACUACUGAAAAACUACAAGGAUUCACCCAAUUCCAAGAAGGUUAUACUCGGUGGCUCUUUCGUUCUCACAAGGCAACCGUGUCCUUCUAUUGGUCCCCUUUUCUUGUAGAUGGUGUUCCAAGAAAAAACCCGGGACUCCCUUAUAACAAAAUUCAUUUGGAUCGUGCUAAUAUGAAGUGGGAAAAGGAUUUGGAUCAAAUAGACAUCAUAGUGUUGUCCUUAGGGCAUUGGUUUUUAGUUCCUUCGGUAUUCUAUUGGCGUGACAAAGUUAUAGGAUGUGUGAGCCAUCCUGUUUCUAAUUGCACCAAAGACAUUGGUGUUUAUGUUCCAAUAAGAAGGGCCUUAAGGACUGCUCUUAAUAGCAUAAUUAAGAGGAAGGUGAAAAGAGGAAAUGGAAUUGAUGUAAUUGUGAGAACAUACUCACCUUCUCAUUUUGAAGGUGGAUGGGAUAAGGGUGGUACUUGUGCAAAGUCUAAGCCUUAUGGAGUGGGGGAGAGGCAACUUGAAGGGGAGGAAGCUGAGAUCAGAAGGAUCGAGUUGGAAGAAGUGGAAAGGGCUAAGACAAGAGCCAAAGGAUUGGAAAUGGAUAAGGCAAAAAAUGCUGAAGAAUUUAAAGGGUUUAGGUUGGAAGUACUUGAUGUAACAAAAUUAGCAUUGUUGAGACCAGAUGGCCAUCCUGGUGCUUAUAUGAAUCCUUUCCCAUUUGCUAAUGGGAUUAAUCCAAAGAAGCCUGUGCAGAAUGAUUGUGUUCAUUGGUGCAUGCCGGGGGUCGUAGACACUUGGAAUGAGAUUUUUAUCCAGAUGUUGAAAAACAUGGCAUUUAGAAACCAGGAAGAGUAGUAUUUUGUUUUUCUUUGGUAGGAAACAUCGAUUGUAGAGCCUGUAUGGUUUCAAGAUAAUUGAUUUUGAAUACUGCCAAAUUUAAUUUAUAUGAAUAAGAAAGUUUAGUUGUUGUUAGGUAAAA